AUGAGGCCAGGGGGCACACACUUCCAUUGCCCCAAAUCCCAAUUACCUUCUCAACCUAAUCGUAUCCACCGCCAUCUUCUCUCAACUGAAAUACCCACAUCAAUCCAUAAUCCAAUCUUCAAUCGAUUGCUUCUGAGAUACCAAAUCCAGAAGCAUCAACCAAAGAUUCUUCAAGCAAAAAUCAGAAAUCGGUGUCUCAAUAGGUUAUGGGUUGUUUCUCUUUCUUCUUUCGCCGGAGUGCAGACCCACCAACUAGCCGGUUUUCUGAAUUCGAAGAUGAAUUAUCCGAAUCCCGCCAACAAGAUUGGGGAAGGUGGAUUUGGUCCCGUUUACAGGGGAAGACUAAGACAUGGGAAAGACGCUGCUAUAAAGGUUCUUUCUGCUGAAUCAAGACAAGGCGCAAGAGAGUUUUUAACAGAAAUCAAAGUGAUUUCUGAUAUCGAGCAUGAAAAUUUAGCCAAGCUUUGUGGAUGUUGUGUCGAGGGAAACCACAGGAUUUUAGUAUACGAUUAUCUUGAAAAUAACAGCCUGGCUCAGACCCUUCUUGGUAAUGGGCAUAGUUCUUUAGAGUUUAGUUGGCGAACAAGAAGUAAGAUAUGCAUAGGAAUUGCACGAGGGCUUGCUUUUUUACAUGAGGAAGUGCGCCCACAUAUUGUUCAUAGGGAUAUUAAAGCAAGCAAUAUUCUUCUUGAUAAAGAUUUAACACCCAAGAUUUCGGAUUUUGGUCUUGCAAAACUCAUCCCUGCAAACAUGACACAUGUCAGUACGCGUGUGGCUGGAACAAUUGGUUAUUUGGCACCAGAAUAUGCAAUUCGAGGCCAGUUGACACGUAGAGCCGAUGUUUAUAGUUUUGGUGUUCUUCUUGUUGAAAUUGUCAGUGGGAGAUGCAACACAAACUCACUAUUGCCAAUCGAAGAACAAUUUAUUCUUGAAAGGACGUGGGAUCUUUAUGAAAGAAACGAAUUGAUAGAGCUUAUAGACGCGGAAUUAAACGGUGAUUUUGAUGUAGAAGAGGCAUGUAAAUAUUUAAAAAUCGGUCUUUUAUGCACCCAAGAUAAUCCAAAGCUUCGACCCGUGAUGUCAACCGUGGUCAAAAUGUUGUCUGGUGAGAUGGAAAUUGAUGAGGGAAAGAUUACAAAACCGGGUCUUAUUUCAGAUUUCAUGGAUCUCAAGGUCAGAAGCACCCCAAACAAGACUGCAAAUCAUGAUCCUAAAAAGAACAUAUUCAAUACUACUACUACAUCUUCAGGUUCUGAUAAUGCAGAACAUUCGUUAUUAACAUCAAAUAAUACAUCACAAUCCACUAUGACCUUUACAGAUGUGUGGGAUCGGACUAAUUGACCCAAGUUCAUUGAAGAAUUCGCAUGUUUCUUUUUUCUUUUUUGUUUUUGAAAAACUUGAAUCUUUUUGGAGGUUAGGGCAAGGGGUUGGAGGUAUAUAUGGUUUGUAAAUUUGUAUAUUUUUGUCUUUAUGCAAUUCUUCGAAGAUGGGUUUUCUGUAAAGGUUUCUUACUUUCUUUUUUGGUUUAGAUGGAAUCAUUAGUAGAGAUUUGGAGA
This is a messenger RNA of Lactuca virosa, 1556 nucleotides long. The record is from the annotation of a GenBank genome assembly. NCBI's taxonomy places the organism in Eukaryota, Viridiplantae, Streptophyta, Magnoliopsida, Asterales, Asteraceae.